This is a messenger RNA of Aspergillus puulaauensis, 450 nucleotides long. RefSeq lists its product as uncharacterized. Lineage: Eukaryota; Fungi; Ascomycota; Eurotiomycetes; Eurotiales; Aspergillaceae. The record is from RefSeq and is a predicted model, not a curated record. The transcript has a single exon. The coding region runs from base 1 to 450 and encodes 149 amino acids.
AUGCCUCGCUGGACCUUUGAAACCACGCCAGACACAUUGUCCAAGGCAGAAAAGGACACCCUCGCCAAAGCCAUAACCGACAACUACGUCAACCUCGACAUCCCAGCCUUCCUCGUCAACGUCUUCUUCCACGAAAACCGAAUCGGCACCUUCUACAGCGGCGGGAAGACGCCCCCAAACACCGUCUUCUUCGGUAUCGACCACGCGGCUCGCUCCUUCGCCAGCGAAGAGGCUCGCCUGUCUUUCAUUGAUAGUGUCAAUACCAUUGUGGAACCGAUCCUGGGACCCAAGGGCGUCAAGUGGGAAUACAACAUCUAUCAACACCCUGCGGACAGCUGGCGGGUGAACGGCAUGAUUCCACCAGUGCAGCAGGAGGAGAUCUGGAAGCAAUGGAUGGAUAAGGAUGCGGCGGUGCGGUAUGGAGCGUACACUGACACAGACAGUGGAUAG